UCCGAUUGCGUGCAUGUGUAUACUCCAACUGCAAAAUUUGUUUACAACUUCAGUGUUUUUGUUUGUUGUCGCUAUUAUUCGUUGUUAGUGUUGACAUUGAUGCUUUUCUCGAGUGUUCGUUCGGUAAUGGUUCUUCCAAUCUGCCCUCACUUAUCUCAGAGGUAAUAAAAUGCGCACACCAGAUAAAGUGAGUCUUUCACAAAAAUAAAUUGAUUUCGCAUGGCUGUCGCUUUGCUCGCGAGAGCGAAAGGCUCAAAGUAGUCCUGCGAUAUAGUUUUUUAUUGAUACAUAAGGAGAAAGAAUCCUGAAGGGCCGGCACGAUGAAUGUCUUGUGCGCGAUCUGUCAAGACCUCCUGGUUCCUUCGAACGACAUCUUCAUGACACCCUGCGGACACGUCUUUCACUUUCCCUGUCUCAUGCAGUGGCUUGAAAAGAACCCUAGCUGUCCGGAAUGUAGACAAAGAGUGCUGCGCAACAAGAUCACUAGGAUUUAUUUCAACUUUACUACCGCUGAGGAUGUCAAAGAAGAUUCUGUUGCUCUACAACAGAAGGUGGAUGGUCUUGUGUUCAAAGUUAAACUGAAGGAAACGGAAAACAGGAACUAUAUAAACAAAAACGCCGAACUAAACAAACAAAUUCUGGGCCUCAAAGAAGAGAACAAAAAAAUUGAGUCUCAGUUAAGGGAUAAGAAAGCUAUCAUUCGUGGAUUAAAAGAUGAAUCUUCACAUUUUCAGGAGAGAUGUAAGGAUUACGAAAAGCUUAAGAACGAUAAAGAAAAGUUGUCAAAAGAAAUAGGGAUGUACGAAUGUGUAAAGAAAUUAGUACGUGAAAGUGAGCAGGAUGUAAGCGAAAUGGUGAAUGAAAUUGAAGAAGCAUCGACUCUCAAGACUUACGUUUCUGUUUUGAAAAAGCAAUUAGUCGAAAGUAUGGCAAAAAUAAAAUAUUUAAGGGCAAGAAGUCGAAAAUUAGAGCAAACUGUGCAAACUGUAAGGAUGGAAAAAACAUCGAUUACCAGUAAUUAUUUGAAACAAAUUGAAGAAUUACAAGAGGCACUAGCUCUUUCGAUUAGUGAAUUUGACGAAUUGAAAAAAAAAUAUAAUGAAAUGAAGAGCGGAACUAAUGAAAUAGACAAAGCUUCAACAGAAGAAUCACAGUCUUGUUCGAAAAUUGCAGAGUCUCGCAAACGUGGAGUAGAUGACAAAUUGGAUCUUAAUACAACUGUGCCUCCAAAAAAACUUAAAGAAUCAUUUGAGCACCUACAUCAUAUUACUUUAGAAGACAGUGAUGACCCUGAUAUUUCAUUUUCUUCGUCAGUACCAGUACCUGUACAAGUAAAAAAAUCCAAAGAAAAUGAAGAAAACUCCCCGUACCUGCCUACAAAAUCAAGAAACGUUCUGUCUGUAAAAGACAAAGAUUCGCAAGUGGGCACAUUUUCCCUCAAGCCGUUAGUAUGGUCUUCAAAGAAGCUUGGUUCGACUUUUAAGAAUUCUGGAAGACAAGACAAGUCCAUUGCAUUUGACGGUUUUGGAGGUCAUUCGAAGCAAGAAACAUUUCCAGUUCCGAAAACUUCACCGAGUAAAUUAAAAAGACCUGCGAGUGAUUCUUUGAAAACCAAAAAAAUAAAACUGGAUCUCGCUAACAACAGACACAUGGACAGUUUUGUUAUUAACUUAACAUGAGAUAUAACUCGUAUGAAUUACAUUAAGAGAGGAUGGAAUAAUUCAACUAUUUUUGUAAGUGAAAAAAACUACUCUUCUCCUAGAUUACCCGUGAUCUUGGCUCCAUUUUAUAUGAAGACUGCUUUUUUGUGACAAAACUUUUUAUUCGUAUUGGUUAUUUAUUGGUAUAGUUAUUAUGUGCGAUCAACUUAUUGUGAACGUAAAAAAGUGCAUAGAAUUUGCAAAUUGUUUAAUACGACGUGUUUUUUUACUCAUGUUACCCUUGGUAAAGUACAAUAUUAUGAUACAUGUAUAUACAGUUUAGUCAAAUAUGCAUACCGAUUCGUGGCAUUGAACUUGCGUUAUUUAUAUUUCUGUUGAAAAUGUUUAAUUUCGAGUUGCAAAAUUUAAAUUUUCAAAUGUUAUUUAGUACCGCUGCGUAGGCAACAAGGAAUGAAAAUAAAUAUAAAAAGCACGAUCCAAUAGAUAAAAAAAAAAAUUAGGGCUUCUUACGAGUUAUUGAUGAAUGCACUAUCGUUUUGCAAUAUUUUCCACAGUAUAUUCCCGUAAAUCAAGUUCAACUUGCAGCUGACCCGUGACGUUCCGUGAUUAUGUCUGCAAAAAUUUUAAGAUUGCAACAUAAUUUGUACUCUGUUAAACAAAGUAUACAUACUGCGAACUAUUUUAUAAAAAAGUGAAGGAUAUUGUAGAUACCCAGAAUCAUGUAAUUGUAAUUAUAUAUAUUAUAUGCGCGACUAAGACUAAUCACUAUCGAGUGACCGAAACUUUUCCAAGAAAAGAAUAUCUCGCGCGUUAUCUCUCCAGUCGUUUUUAUUUUGGAGAAAAACAUUUGUGCAUAUUUUUUUAUAGGUAUUUCUUGUUGAACCAAAAAAUAAUGUUUUUUUUUUCCAUCAAUAAAUGUACAAAAAUACAACGAA
Copidosoma floridanum is the source of this 2596-nucleotide messenger RNA. RefSeq names its product TRAF interacting protein no poles (gene nopo). Lineage: Eukaryota; Metazoa; Arthropoda; Insecta; Hymenoptera; Encyrtidae. The record is from RefSeq and is a predicted model, not a curated record. Gene Ontology annotation, molecular function: ubiquitin protein ligase activity. Gene Ontology annotation, biological process: protein ubiquitination; replication fork processing. Gene Ontology annotation, cellular component: nucleus; site of DNA damage.